This is a messenger RNA of Erigeron canadensis, 1536 nucleotides long. RefSeq names its product cytochrome P450 CYP749A22-like. NCBI's taxonomy places the organism in Eukaryota, Viridiplantae, Streptophyta, Magnoliopsida, Asterales, Asteraceae. The transcript has 5 exons. Bases 1 to 1536 code for a protein of 511 amino acids. Gene Ontology annotation, molecular function: heme binding; iron ion binding; monooxygenase activity. The record is from RefSeq and is a predicted model, not a curated record.
AUGGAUCUACUUCUAGCUCUCAUAAUUAUCAUACCGAGUCUAUUUCUUCUUCAGGCUCUCGUUACGUUUGUCAAGAAAGCAUGGUGGAUGCCGAUCAGUAUACAAUCAAUGAUGAAAUCACAAGGUAUCAAAGGUCUCCCUUACGCGUUUCCUAAUGGAAACACUCAAGUGAUCACUGCCAUGAGAAACCGAUCAAUGAGCCACCCAAUGGAUAUUUCUCACGAUAUAUUCUCAAGAAUCCAACCCCACGUCGAGUCAUGGAUCAAAAUCUACGGGAGGAAUUUCAUAAACUGGCAUGGUUCACAAGCACAGAUUUUUAUUACAGAACCUGACCUUGUUAAGGAAGUACUAAAUAACCGAGAAGGAGCUUAUCCAAAAAUGGAUAUGGAAGGGUUUGCAAAGAAGCUUUUAGGUGAAGCGCUUAUAACAAAUGAAGGCGAGAAAUGGUCAAAGGUUCGGAAACUAGCUAACCAAACAUUCCAUGCUGAGAGUUUGAAGAAUAUGAUUCCAGAUAUGAGCACAAGCUUUGAGAUGAUGUUAGAUAAGUGGAAAGACUAUGAAGGCCAUGAAAUCGACGUUCAUAAGGAAUUUGGGUUGGUAACGACGGAGGUGAUAUCAAGAACAGCUUUUGGUAGUAGCUAUGUCGAAGGGAGGCAUAUAUUUGAGAUGGUGGCAAAGUUAACAUCGAUAACUGUUAGAAACAUAUACAAGUUACGCUUUCCACUCAUCAGUUCAAUAUUGAAGACAGAGGAUGAGAUUGAAGCAGACAAGCUUGAAAAGGCGAUAAAGAGAUCGAUUCUAGCCAUUGUGAAGAAAAGAAAGGCUAAUACGGAUGAAGGGGAUGAUGAGUUUGGAAACGAUUUCCUUGGACAAAUUGUGAAAAUUGCUAACCAUUCUGAUGAAAGCAAGAGAAUCACGGUAGGCCAAAUGAUCGAUGAGCUCAAAGCUAUAUAUGGUGCAGGACAUCUCACAACCACGAGCUUGCUUUCAUGGACCGUUUUCCUUCUAGCGAUUAAUCAAGAUUGGCAAGACAAAGUAAGGGAAGAAGUGCUCGAGUUCUUUGGUCAGGGAAGCCCCAAUUCUGAUGGCAUUGCAAGACUUAAAAACAUGAAUAUGGUGAUUAAUGAGUCACUCAGGCUAUAUCCUCCGGUGCUUCAGUUGACCAGAAAAGUAGACAGGGAGAUCAAACUUGGAAACCUUACUCUUCCUGCUAAAGCAAAUAUUUUUCUGUCAACUCUUGCACUUCAUCACAACCCAGAAAUAUGGGGAAAGGAUGUUCACUGUUUUAGACCAGAAAGAUUCGCAAAUGGGGUUGCUGGAGCUACAAAGAACAACGCUGCAGCAUUUUUUCCUUUUGGGAUGGGACCUCGGACUUGUGUUGGCUUAAACUUCACCACGAAUGAAGCCAAGAUUGCACUUUCAUUGAUCUUGCAGCGUUACAGCUUCACCCUUUCGAGUAAUUACGUACAUUACCCAGCUGAUGUGUUCAUCCUCAUUCCAAAAAAGGGUGUUCAAAUUAUCCUUCAUAAGAUUUGA